Messenger RNA from Mesocestoides corti, 147 nucleotides. The record is from the annotation of a GenBank genome assembly. NCBI's taxonomy places the organism in Eukaryota, Metazoa, Platyhelminthes, Cestoda, Cyclophyllidea, Mesocestoididae.
AUGAAGGAGGAGUUGGAGGAGACGGAGGAGGAGGAGAAGGAGAAGGAUGAGGAGGCAUUAGAAGUUCAACUUAGACAUUUCAAUCCCGUCUGGUCCAUUAAAUUGGAGAAUUCGGUAACAUUUCCAAGCCGGAUGACGUGCGAGUAG